AUGCCAUUCUUCAUGCGGUCUGUGUGGAAAAUACUCAGCUGCUGCCGAUUAACUUUCCAAGUGGAAGAGACUUUCCUUAGUCAGUCUGUGAACCCGAGAUCUCUCACUGAUGAGAGGAAACCUGACUCUGAAGCCACCAGUCUCAGUGAGGACACUCCAGAACCUAAAACCUCUAGCGUCUGCACUGUCAAACCAGAGGAAGAAAAGAGGAAUACAGCUAUAGACAGCCCAGGGCUUCUUCCAGAUUAUUCAAAUGUCCCCACCCCUUCUGAUGUAGGGGAAUCACGUCCUCUGUUUCCUAUGACCAGGAGUUCUCUAAAUGCACCACUUCAGCAGCAGUUAGAGACAGAUAGUGCCACUGAACAGGACUUAAGGCAAGAUCUGCUCCAGGCAACUAGCAAUCCUACCUCCAGUCUUUCCAAGGGCACUGGAACGCUUGCCAAGAAGAUGACAAUGAGUCUUCAAGCUCCAGUUGCAGAGGGCCAGUGGGAAGGAGAAGUUCCUGUAAGACCACUAGAGGAAAUGGAGGAAGAAGAUGAAGAAAACACCAUGCUGCCUGAAAAACAAAGUCAUUCUACUGAGGAUAUUGCUGGAUUCUCAGAUAUUGUGGCAAUAGGAGAUCCACCUUCACAAACUCAAGAGGUUUCUGAGGCUGCCCCAGACCACCAGCAAGGGAUCCCGGAGCAGAGUGACCCAGACAAUUUAACAAGGAGUCUUGCCAUAUUUCACGAUCAUGAUUACCUAGGUCCUCUGGUCACUAGAAGCAGGUAA
This is a messenger RNA of Trichosurus vulpecula (common brushtail), 771 nucleotides long. RefSeq lists its product as uncharacterized. Lineage: Eukaryota; Metazoa; Chordata; Mammalia; Diprotodontia; Phalangeridae. The coding region runs from base 1 to 771 and encodes 256 amino acids. The record is from RefSeq and is a predicted model, not a curated record. The transcript has 8 exons.